AUGGCGACUAGUUCUUCACCAAUCACACAGGUUUCACAGACGCCAGCUCAUGUUAAUCUUCAUCAACCACAGCUUUUAACGAGGCUGUUGCUUGACCUUCGUGGAAAACGUUAUGAAGUCGAUCGAGAGACCAUUAUGAACCUGCCCGAAUCGGUUUUGCUUUGUUUGUUCCCGAAUGGACUCGUUCUGAGCCGUCAGAGUGCUGCCCUGGAUGGAGGUGAUGAAGACGAGGAGGAUGUCUAUGCUGUGGAUUUUGACCCAGACUGCUUUCAAUUCGUUCUCUCCUUCUUCCGCACUGCCUCAGAAACCUUCUAUGGCACCGACACCUUCCCAGGCCUGUUCGCGGCUCAACAACACCUACUCGACGCCUCUCCAAACGACUUUUCCAACCCACCACCGUCGCAGAACCCUCUGAUUUCAAAACAAGCAAUCAUCGUUCUCCGCGAAGAGCUCGAGUACUUUUCGAUUCCGCCAAAAGAUGGCUCAGUGAAGAUUGACCAGAACGGACUUGCGGGAGAGGCGUUGGCUAAUAUUAAACGGAGAUGCGGAGAUUAUCUAAUGGAGAAGAAGAGUAUCUUUACGGCGUUGCAGAGGAAUGUGAACAAGGAGAAUAAUGUGGCGGAGCAGCAUUUGAUUGAUAUGCUUUGCAUGAGUGGGUUCGACCGCGAAGAUGAAUGGGGAUUCAGAGCGUUGGAACCUUCACGGUGUUGCAUAUCCUCAAUAGCACUAGUCCUUCUGAAAACUGGGAUCACGCAUCACCCUGGAGGUGAGAAGGCCGUUGAGGUAGACUAUCAGCAAAUGGCUACCGCUCAAAAACUUCUCUUGUUCUGGAGGAAGCCCGCGCGGAAAUGCUGGUGGGAUGGUCUUGAUAUUGAGCUACCGCCUUCUGGCAAUGAUGAGGGUAGGAUUAUCAAGCUAUGGGCCCGUAGAGUCUGGACAUUGGAGCUCAGUCUGGUAUGA
Molecule: messenger RNA, 960 nt
Organism: Lentinula edodes (shiitake mushroom)
Lineage: Eukaryota; Fungi; Basidiomycota; Agaricomycetes; Agaricales; Omphalotaceae
Exons: 4
Coding region: 1-960 (319 amino acids)
Source: RefSeq, a predicted model, not a curated record